AGGAUGAGAAAUGUCCGCGAAUGUAUGAAAUAAUCAUCCUCGUAUAAAUAGAUGAGUCCAUCUAGCUCAUGUUCUUUUCUUUACAUUUCAUUAGCCCUGGAAAGCAGUUCAUGAUUAGUUGCUUGAAUCAUGCCACGAAAAACGAAUGGAGCUGAAACUUUGGCUGUUGGUCGGAGCUUCUUAAAGUUCCUCCAAAUGAAUGGUCUGUGCAAUAUGACUGAUAGAAGAGAGAUGGGGGAAAUCUACAGGAAUAGCUUCAAGCCUUCUCAUUCAGCGACUAGUGGAUGCUCUUUCAGCAAUAUCAUCUAUGUGCUCCGAUCCAAGAAUGAGGUGAAGACAAGAGGCAAGAACAAAGAAAUAAUUAUCCCAAACUUUGCGAAGGAUAAAUUCACUGACGACCAGCUGCACAAGCUUGAUCUUGGACAAAAUCCAUGUAUUGAUGACUACCUUAUUGGGGUGAACCAUUACCACUGCAAGUAUUGUGACAUAAAGGGAAAUUCCAAGAAAUCUUUCAUAUGCCAUUUGAACGGUAAAAAGCAUCGCCAACAGAUGAGCUGGAGUUAUUUGAAGGAAAAAAGACCCGUUUUCAUAGAGAGUCGUGAAGGUAUCACAGUUGCCUGUGACAACUCUGAUAAGGAUGGAACCAUAGCAUUAACUAUGGAAAGAAACAAGACAGAGACAUUCAACAUUACCAUCAAAAACAACAGUCCUGAUAAAGUCAACUUCAUAGCUUGUGUGAUGUUGAAACUGCAGCCAGCCAUCAGCAUUCGGUCUGAAAAGAAUGAUCUUCUAUUGCCAGGAAUGGAGUCCACUUUGAAAGUCAGUGUCACAACAGAGUCCGUCACUGUUCUUCAAAGUCCACUUCUUUUCGCCUUUAAGAGUUCCACUUCUGUUGAGGUUUUUCAGAUUCUGCGUUUUCUGAAGAUAGAUGUUGUGAGUGAUAUAGCAAAAGAUCUGCCGCCCACAGGCAUACCGUACAAACGCCCUGAAAGAAAGUCGAGGAAGGAUCUAGACGGAACUGCUGUGGAGGGUGAACGUCCACCAACCUCAAACAAGAGUGAGCUAGUGAUGGGAGUGCUGAAGCCUUACCUCAUUCCAAAACGGCUACGCUUCAUGGACUCACUUGAAGACAAAGAAAAUGAUAAAGAGCGGAACGCUUUUCAAAUGCCUCUAAAAUGGGACAACUACGUCGAGAAACUGUCAGAUUUGCUUCAUAUUGAGGAGUUGCAGAUGGAAGUGGACAUCCGUAGAUAUGACUUGGAGGGGACCACUAUGAAAAAAGACGGCGGAUUCCUACGGCUUAAAGUCCCAGGCCUUGCAGAAAAUCGUCCCUCGGUGCUAAAGGGAGAUCAUCUUUUUGCUUGGUACACGAAUGAACGAUCCAAUAAGGAGGAUGCUAAGAAAUACAAGGGAUAUGUCCACCGUGUGGAGCUGGAAGAACUGGUUCUUGGCUUUAACAAAGAAUUUGUGAACAGACACAUCGCUGGGGAAAAGUAUCAUAUUGUGUUCACCUUCAACCGGUUCCCACUUCGUCGUCAGCACUUUGCUGUAGAGGAGGCAUUCAAGUACCACAUGGAACCAGUUCUCUUCCCAAAGUCUACUGACCAAGGAUCUAAAAUACCUUUGUGUACAGUGAAGGAAGACACAAGUGAAUUUUCGAAACAGCUGUACGACAGGAAGCUUGAAAGCAAUGAGGAGCAGAUGAGAGCUAUCCAACAUAUCGUUAAAGGCUCCUCCCGUCCUGCUCCUUAUCUUGUCUUUGGACCGCCAGGCACUGGCAAGACUGUUACCAUAGUUGAAGCUAUGAAACAGGUCUACAAUGCUUUGCCUGAGUGUCACAUCCUUGCCUGUGCUCCUUCUAACAGUGCCACCGAUCUGAUUGCAAAACGUCUACUCACCGGUGGAACACCAAUAGAUAAGAACAACCUCCUCCGAUUGAACGCAACAAGUAGAGACUGGAAGACAGUGGAUGAAACUCUCAAGGAGAAAGAAUGCUGUAACUAUGACAAGAUGACAAACGAGACUUACUUUUCCUCUAAGGAAGACAUCAUGAAGAAGCGUGUUAUAACCACAACACUCUGCACUGCUGGACGACUUGCAUCAGCGGAUUUCCCUAAAGAUCAUUUCACUCAUGUCUUUAUUGACGAGGCUGGCCAUGCUGUGGAACCAGAAGCCAUCAUAGCUCUGUCAAAUCUGCUAAAUUCUGAGAACACCAAAGGAGGUCAAGUAGUUCUAGCCGGUGACCCCAAGCAGCUCGGACCCAUCAUCAGAUCGCCAUUAGCGAUUGAGUAUAAAUUAGAGCUGUCACUUUUGGAGCGACACAUGACCACAUCUAAAGUAUACAAACGCAGAGAAGAAGAGCCUCACUACGACAACCGUGUCUUGACCAAGCUUUUGCGUAACUAUCGCUCCCACCCAGACAUCCUCAAACUACCUAAUGAGAUGUUCUAUGAUGAUGAACUUGAGGUUCAUGCUGAUAAAAGGGAGCGAGAGUGUCUGUGUGGUUGGGAAAAAUUGCCCAAUAAGAAAUUCCCCAUCAUUUUCCAUGGUGUGGAAGGCAUAGAUGACCGAGAGGGUCACAGUCCUUCUUUCUUCAACAAGAAGGAGAUUGAGAUUGUCGUGGAGUACGUUGAAAACCUUCUGGACAAGAGAGGAGGAAGAAAAAUCAAAGAGUCUGACAUUGGGAUCAUCACUCCAUACCGUCGCCAGGUACAAAAGAUUAAGGAGGUGUUGAAGAAGCGUCACCAUGGUGACAUCAAGGUGGGGUCAGUUGAGGAGUUUCAAGGUCAGGAGCGAUUGGUCAUCAUCGUCUCCACGGUACGCAGCACUAAACCAGAGCACAUCCAGAUGGACAUUGACUUUCAUCUCGGCUUCGUCAAGAAUCCCAAGAGAUUGAAUGUUGCUGUCACACGUGCCAAGGCAUUGUUGAUUUUGGUUGGUAACCCAUACAUGCUGAACAAGGACCAGAACUGGAGCAUGUUUCUUCAGUAUUGUAUUGAGAACAAAUCUAACAUAGGAUGUAAUUUUGAAGAGGAAGAGGACGAACUGGAGGAUAGUAUACAGAAGCUUGAUCAAGUUGAGAUUACUGCUUCAUUAGUUGAUAAGCCAGAUGGACUGAGAGCGAGUCUAGGAGUAAGUGCUGUUGCUGAGCAACAAGAUCCUGAGUGGCGAAGUGAGGUGUAAUGAGCGCCCUCGCUGUGAUCCUUGUUGUACAGAGCAACCAUUGUGAUCUUCACACUGCCUCAUACGCGUAAUGUUCAUCACUGAUUUAAAUUUAAUAUUUGUUUCAGAUGCUUUUUU
This is a messenger RNA of Asterias rubens (European starfish), 3300 nucleotides long. Its product is annotated as putative helicase MOV-10. NCBI's taxonomy places the organism in Eukaryota, Metazoa, Echinodermata, Asteroidea, Forcipulatida, Asteriidae. The record is from RefSeq and is a predicted model, not a curated record. The coding region runs from base 130 to 3183 and encodes 1017 amino acids. The transcript is spliced from 21 exons. Gene Ontology annotation, molecular function: 5'-3' RNA helicase activity; ATP hydrolysis activity; RNA binding.